Molecule: messenger RNA, 1349 nt
Organism: Rubroshorea leprosula
Lineage: Eukaryota; Viridiplantae; Streptophyta; Magnoliopsida; Malvales; Dipterocarpaceae
Source: the annotation of a GenBank genome assembly
UCAAGAAAGUAAUUAACCUUUCGUUAGAUAUUUCUCCUUCUUUUCAGUUUCUAACAUGAUUGGAUUGUUUAUCCUUGAUUCUCAGACCCUUUCUAAGGUAUUUUGUUGGUUUGUUAUUUCGAUCUUGACAUCUAUUUCUCCAUAUUUUUAGAGUUUUUCAGUAUUGUGAGUUUACUGAUUCUAUGACGAGUUUUGAAAGGAUUGUAACUCAUCCUGCUACUACUACGGUUGCCAAAGAAGUGAUAGAACAACCUAAUGUCAACCUUGAAUCCCUAAAACAGGUGAUAUUAAAUCUUUUUAAUGCUCCUACUGCCUUAUCUACUGCUCCGGGUACCAAACCUUGGUAUUUUGAUUCUGGUUGUUGUAACCAUAUGUCUUCAAUUACUGCUCAUUUCUCUUCAAUGUCACCUAAUAAUUCCUUUCUUGAUAUUUAUUCUGCUGAUGGUUCCCCUAUGAAUGUUAGUCACAUUGGUAAUAUUUCUACAAAGUCAUUGACUUUACCAAAUGCCCUUUUAGUUCCAAAACUUAGUUAUAAUCUUCUAUCUGUCGGUCAAUUAUGCGAUCUUGGUCUUGAAGUAACAUUUUCUGCUCAUGGUUGUUGUAAUACCCCAAAAAUUGGUGAUAUUUUAGCAUUUAAUAAGGGACCUAUUUGAAGGAAAGUAUUGUUUUGGGGGUUAAUCGUAAAAUUUUAAAAAGUUGAGGGGCUAAAAAGAAAGGAAAUUUGGAUAAGGAUCAAGGCUGAUAUUUUUGUCCUCAGCCACGUGUUUUUCUUUUCUUCAUCUUCAUUUUUCUUCUCCCUGAUGCUCUGCCUCCUCGACCAGCCCCCCCCAAGCCACCGACUCUCUCCCCCUUGAAAAACCCGGUGAGAUCUUGAUGAAAUUUCUCUUCUUUUCUUGUUAAAUCACAAGAUUUGGGGCUUAGAAUCUUCCCUCUCAACCCAGAAAUCCUGGAUAUGCUCUGCUUCUUCCUCCUUUGUCCGUCGGGUUCUGCUGGGUUUGAAUCCUUCGGCUUUUUCUGUUUGCCGUGAGUUUUCCCCCAUGGAUCCUGUUGGCUUCCUCACCAGCCAAGCUCGGGUUCUGCUAGCUGGAAUUCUGGUAAGUUGCCGGCUUUUCCAAGCUUAAAAUUACCCAUUUAAUUGCUGGGUUUUGUCCAUUAGUUGAUGCUCUGUGUUGUCCGAAUCUGCUGGGAUAGGGGAUGAAUUUGGUAGCCCUUUUAAAUGUGUUUUAAGGUUGAUUAUGUAGAAUUAGCUUGAAUUAGCCGCUGUGAUGUUUUGUGUGAGAAAUCCCGUGUGUGUGAGUUGUGAUUUGCCAAGUCAUGCCCUCCAUGUGCUGCCCGUGAGAUUGGGGAAA